CUGUUGUCUCGUCCGCGUUUCCCUGACAACGUCUACACAAAUCCAGGAAAACAUCCGGAAAAGACCCUCUGGUCGUCCCUUGGAUCUUCCGUACGUGGAAUAACUGCAGGAUUUGGUUAUUACUGGACAAUAGCUUAUAUUUUCUAAAAACAUGACGACUUCUCCCCUUCCUGUCUUGGAUAACAGCGACCCUCGUCUAAAACUGACGGUGGAGAACAGAAAAAGAAAUAUUUUUGUAACACAGUCGGAAGACACCAGACAUAAAAAGCAGGAAAAUGUCAACUACAUACCUGUUGUAACAGAGACUUCAAGCAGAGUCCUUGAAGCAGGAGUGAACACUUUGCAAAAGACUCUGGUUCUGAAGAAACAGGCUGAGUUGGAUGAGGUGGACAAGCAACUCGCAUUCAAACAGCAAGAGUUUAAGAGCUGCUUGGAGGCUCUAGCUCAGAGAAGGUCUCAACAGGAAAAAAAACAACAGCAGACUAAAGAGAGGGCGAUUAAAUUUGAGAAGUUUGUGGCUGAAAAUGAAGUGAAGCGACGCCGAGCGCUGAAGAAGUAUGAGGCUGCACGGGAGCAGAACAUAUCGAAGCAGAGAGAGAUAGAAGAUCUGACAGAACAGCUGAAACAACUCAGGGCCAGACAGCAUGUUUUAAAGGAGAGAAUGGCAAAAUACAAAAUCUAUGAGGACUACUUGAUGAAAACACUGGAUUAUCUCCCCAGCAUUUACCUUGAUAAUGGGUCUGAAUCUUUGGUUAUGCCCAUUAUUCGGCGCCAUGAGACCCUGUCCAUCACCCACCAGGAGCUGCUGCAGCGAUUGGGGCGUCUGGAGGAUGAGGUGGAGCAGGGCCAGCGACUACUGCAGACCAUGAAGCAGGAACACAGCAUUAAAAAAUUGUUGAUCAGUAAGGAACUGUCUGAACUCCAGAGUGAGUUGGAAACCCUCAAAGAGAAGAACAAGCAGACAGAGGUUAACCUGCUGAUGGAGCAAGGCCUGUCCAGAGUGAAGGUUGAAGAAGUGGGAACUUUGCUUGUGGCCAUCAACAGCCUUGCAGAGCAGUGUUAUCUACCAGCAUAUGGACCUCUGGAAAACAUGAACAUACUGACAAUGAUGGACAUGGUGAAGGAGUACAUUGUGGACAAGGCAGACACAGAGAAGAGAGCGAGGAGACUGAUGGAGUCAGGGUCUGCAAUGACGAGUAGAACAGCUCUGACAGACAAAAAAGAGAGGGGAUCAGUGAAAAGCAUCGGCAGUAAAAUACAAAUCAAAAGUAAAGUCAGCAGAAAGAGUGAGACAAUGAGUUGAUGUACAACCUUUAGAUCUCAAGUUUGUUGUGUCAGAAAGUUCAUUUUUGACCUUGGAAGUAGUAGUUUGACAAUAGCUUACUUUUGAAAUGUAACAGAACAUGACAACAUGAAGACUGUGAGAUGCAGUGGACAUUUUAGAUAUUUUUGUUGACAUUUAAGAGUUGUUUGACUCAAAUUGUGUGAGUUUGUGUAACAGAGGCUCAGUGUUCAAAACUCUUUAUGGAAAAUCCUAUACACCAAAUUUUGCACUUUUAUUCAGCUUUUUAAAAAUUUUGACCAUUGGAACUUUUGUAUUUGUGCAUUUUUACUCUGUGUAUCUCUGGAAUGGAAUAAUUGUUGCAUUUUAAAAAUAAAAUGCUCGCAAUCAAAUAAUGCAGACAGACA
Micropterus dolomieu (smallmouth bass) is the source of this 1689-nucleotide messenger RNA. It is a transcript of the gene ccdc197, whose product is annotated as coiled-coil domain-containing protein 42 like-2. Lineage: Eukaryota; Metazoa; Chordata; Actinopteri; Centrarchiformes; Centrarchidae. The transcript is spliced from 9 exons. Bases 152 to 1303 code for a protein of 383 amino acids. The record is from RefSeq and is a predicted model, not a curated record.